UGCCCCGGCCGCGGCAACCCUGCCCUUCGUUCUUCUUCCUCCUCCCUUCCGUCAGCGCCCCUCCCGUGGGGCCGCGGCAACCCCGUGCCUCGCUUGCCCAAUGAGAACACGGCGUGGGGCGGGGCGCGGCCAGGACCGGAGCGGAAGUGGUGACCAGAGCGGAAGUGGAGCUGCCGCCACCGCCGCCGCCGAUUCCGGAGCCGGGGUAGCAGCUGCCGCUGCAGCCACUGCAGGCACCGCUUCCGCCGCCUGAGGAGUGGGCUUUUGAAGGAAGAGGUCAUCUCUCUCGGAGUUUCGCUCGGAAGGGUCUUUGUUCCCUGCAGCCCUCCCACGGGAAUGACAAUGGAUAAAAGUGAGCUGGUACAGAAAGCCAAACUCGCUGAGCAGGCUGAGCGCUAUGAUGAUAUGGCUGCAGCCAUGAAGGCAGUCACAGAACAGGGGCAUGAACUCUCCAAUGAAGAGAGAAAUCUGCUCUCUGUUGCCUACAAGAAUGUGGUAGGCGCCCGCCGCUCUUCCUGGCGUGUCAUCUCCAGCAUUGAGCAGAAAACAGAGCGGAAUGAGAAGAAGCAGCAGAUGGGCAAAGAGUACCGUGAGAAGAUAGAGGCAGAACUGCAGGACAUCUGCAAUGACGUUCUGGAGCUGUUGGACAAAUAUCUUAUUCCCAAUGCUACACAACCAGAAAGUAAGGUGUUCUACUUGAAAAUGAAAGGAGAUUAUUUUAGGUAUCUUUCUGAAGUGGCAUCCGGAGACAACAAACAAACCACUGUGUCAAACUCCCAGCAGGCCUACCAGGAAGCAUUUGAAAUUAGUAAGAAAGAAAUGCAGCCUACACACCCAAUUCGACUUGGUCUGGCACUUAACUUCUCAGUCUUUUACUAUGAGAUUCUAAACUCUCCUGAAAAGGCCUGCAGCCUGGCAAAAACGGCAUUUGAUGAAGCAAUUGCUGAAUUGGAUACACUGAAUGAAGAGUCUUAUAAAGACAGCACUCUGAUCAUGCAGUUACUUAGGGACAAUCUCACUCUGUGGACAUCGGAAAACCAGGGAGACGAAGGAGAUGCUGGGGAGGGGGAGAACUAAUGUCUCUCGUGCUUCGUGAUCUGUUCAGUGUCACUCUGUACCCUCCACAUACAUCCCUUGUGCGAUAAAAACAAAAAAGAAAAAAAAAAAAAGAAUCGUACGUCGACUUUCGAUUUUUCACAGCCUCAGCCUAGGAAAAAUGGUUCAUGGGAUAAACAGCUGGUAUUUGUAUCUAAAACUCAGAUUGGUCACAUAAAUGCCACGGCAUUCCGAAGUUUUGAUUUUGAUUAACAUUGACAGGAUUACUGUGUGUUUAAUUUUUUUAAAACUGAACACUGUGAUUAUGGGGUUUUGUAAUUUAGCAGAACUCUUACUGGUAGAAAAAAUAGACCUGAAUUAUGUGUAACUUUUUGGAAAGUUUAAUCUGAUAUCAAAAUAACCAUUGAAAUACAAUUCCAUUGUAAAGUUGUACAGAAAGUUAUAGAGAUUAUAUUGUGAUGCUGGAACUUGGAGUGAGACACAUCAUUUGGCAUUUGAGUUUAAUGGUAAUUCUCAGUAAUGCUGCCGUUGUUCGGAGCUUAAAGACACUUGAUCUGUUUGGGCUGUUGCCACUUAAAAGUUCGUUACCACAAAUGUCCACAGUGUCUUCCUCUGAGGAAACUCGAAUCCUGAAAUGGAAAUUCUUUGUGGCAGAUAACUGGCUUAUGACACCUUGAAAAGUUCGAGUGCUCAUAUAACACACCCGACUGAACCCCCUUUCCUACAGCAAUAUGUUCACUAUGUUACGAAUUUGCAACUUGUGCUUCAAUAGUGGAAUCUACUUUCAUUGUUAACACUGAGCUAAAGAAAAAAAGCCGUGUGUUUUAUGAAUGACCUUAUCUGUUUCCUGGAUAAUACCUUUAAGAAUAAUGUCCUGAGUCAGGCGUGGUGGUGCGUGCAUCUAGUCCCAACUGUUUGGGAGGCUGAGGCAGGAGGAUCGCCCGAGCCCAGGAGUUAAAGGCUGCAGUGCCCUAUGGUUGCACCUGUGAAUUACUGCACUCCAGCCUGGGCAACAUAGCGAGACCUCAUCUCCAAAAACAAAAACAAAAAAAGGAAUGACGUUCUGUAGAGAUUGCCUUUCACUUGAGGAGUACUCAGUUUUCAGGUUCUUCCUAGCUCGGGGCUUUUCAAUUUUGAAAUCUACACAUUUAUUCCCACCAUCCUUUUUGACUAUUGACCUUGGUUUUCUCUUCUAAGUUUCUGUCCCUCUGCUUCCUUACUUUUUUUCUUUUUUGAAUUCUAUCUUUAUCUGUCUUUUGUUCACUUUUUAAUGCUAUAUAUGGGCAGGGGUGAGAGAUUACUGAGCACCUUGGUGAGCAAGCCUGGUUUUAAAGAGUUGAGAAGAGCUUCUGGCACCAGAGCUCUGUCUUCCUCCAGUUCUCAACACGGUGUUGCUCUUCAGUCAUACCAGGAUCUGAAUCAAAAAAGUAUUUUUAAAUAUCCAUGAUUUCUCCCUGUAUUGAGGCUGGCCCUGAUCAUGCUCUUUGUGCCUGUCACCAGGUCUCUCAAGUGCACUCAUCCAGCUCAGUGCUCAGAUGUGUUUAAGGAGACCCUGUAUUCAGGGAAGUUGCGUAGAUACUGCAGUGGAGAGAAUUGAGAAUAGUCAGGCCUGUCAGUCUCACAGGAUCACCCCUCUACCUUUAAUAUUCCACCUAGCUGUAGAGUCCAUCUGUUUGUCCAUCUGCUGAAAUGAGAAAAGAAAAAUUUAUGCACUGAUUUAAAACAAACCAAAAAAAGAGAAAAAAAACAAAAAAAAAAUCCCUCCUUUCUAGCUGAACAAAAAUGUGCAGUUAAUACUUGGCGCUUGAAAAUGCAGUAGUGAAUGUGGAACCAAGCCUGUCUGUAUAUCUGGUAGCUCUCUUCUUGCUUUGUUUUUCCUUACCAGUAUUCUGCGUAAUGUUUGCUUCUGUGAUGGUUAUAUUGCCUAGCAAGCACACCCGUGGUUGUGAAAAUAGUAUAGCAAAAAAGAAAAAUCCGUGGUUAUUGAUGUACUAGAUUUGUGUAUGUCUUUUAAACAGUUCUAGUUUCACCUUACACAGAAUAAUCAGGAAAAGUGUAAAAAUUCAAAAGUGAAAUAAAAAUUUUAUCAGUUA
Messenger RNA from Rhinopithecus roxellana (golden snub-nosed monkey), 3149 nucleotides. It is a transcript of the gene YWHAB, whose product is annotated as tyrosine 3-monooxygenase/tryptophan 5-monooxygenase activation protein beta. Gene Ontology annotation, biological process: signal transduction. The record is from RefSeq and is a predicted model, not a curated record. Bases 337 to 1077 code for a protein of 246 amino acids. NCBI's taxonomy places the organism in Eukaryota, Metazoa, Chordata, Mammalia, Primates, Cercopithecidae. The transcript has 6 exons. Gene Ontology annotation, cellular component: cytoplasm.